AUGAAUGGGCUGCCUUCGGCCGAGGCGCCAGGCAGCGCGGGCUGCGCCCUGACCGGUCUCCCGCCGUUACCGCGCGGCCUCAGCGGUCUUCUCAACGCGAGCGGGGGCUCGUGGAGGGAGCUGGAGCGCGUCUACAGCCAGCGCAGCCGCAUCCACGAUGAGCUGAGCCGGGCCGCCCGCGUACCGGACGGGCCCCGUAACGCCGCCGGCGCCGCCAACGCGGGAACUGCCGCGGGUCCCCCCGGCCCGCGUCGCCCUGUUAACCUCGACUCGGCGCUAGCGGCGCUGCGCAAGGAGAUGGUGGGCCUGCGGCAGCUGGACAUGUCCCUGCUGUGCCAGCUGUGGGGCCUGUAUGAGUCGAUCCAGGACUAUAAGCACCUGUGCCAAGACUUGAGCCUGUGCCAGGACCUGUCAUCCUCCCUGCACUCAGACAGUUCCUACCCACCUGAUGCUGGCCUAUCUGAUGAUGACGAGCCUCCUGAUGCUAGCCUGCCCCCAGACCCGCCACCCCUCACUGUGCCCCAGACGCACAAUGCCCGAGACCAGUGGCUGCAGGAUGCCUUCCACAUCAGCCUCUGAAGAGCUAGGGUGGUGGGGGGCAUGCACCCAUGCAAAAGGCUCAGAAACUCACCCCUCAGCAAGUAUUCAGACUAUAGUGCCUGCUUUCCCCCAUACCACCUCACCUCACAGGAGGAGGGCAAGACCUGGGCCCCUUGGGGGCAAAACUUCCUACCCUCUCUCUCCUGUUUUGGGUUAGCUGGCACUGGGGCAGGUACCUGGGCUACAGCCUCUGCCCAUGGCACUGGACCUCCACUUCUCCCACAUGUGUGUACUCCAGCUUGGCCGACCUUCAGUCUGGCGGUGGGGUCCAAAGCAUCUAGCACUCCCCUUGGCAUCUCUGUGACUGGGAUGAGUGCCUGGCUCCUAUCUCUUCACCUUUUGCUGCUAUUGGCAGCUGCUGGCUCAGGGGCAUCCCACCUCUGGACCCUGGGUUCCAUGGCCCUAGACAAGGGCUCUCCAGGACCCAUUCCUGCACCACCCACGGCUGGGAGGGCCAAGGCUCCGCGCUGGAUAUUUAAGUUUAGGGGCCAGCCUCCUGGGCGCAUAGAUAAAUAAAUAACUGUCUCAGCA
Balaenoptera acutorostrata (minke whale) is the source of this 1131-nucleotide messenger RNA. RefSeq names its product family with sequence similarity 89 member B (gene FAM89B). The transcript is spliced from 2 exons. The record is from RefSeq and is a predicted model, not a curated record. Gene Ontology annotation, molecular function: transcription corepressor binding. NCBI's taxonomy places the organism in Eukaryota, Metazoa, Chordata, Mammalia, Artiodactyla, Balaenopteridae. Gene Ontology annotation, biological process: positive regulation of cell migration; establishment of cell polarity; negative regulation of transforming growth factor beta receptor signaling pathway. The coding region runs from base 1 to 579 and encodes 192 amino acids. Gene Ontology annotation, cellular component: lamellipodium; cytoplasm.